Molecule: messenger RNA, 2478 nt
Organism: Paramormyrops kingsleyae
Lineage: Eukaryota; Metazoa; Chordata; Actinopteri; Osteoglossiformes; Mormyridae
Product: programmed cell death protein 4-like
Biological process (GO): negative regulation of DNA-templated transcription
Cellular component (GO): cytosol; nucleus
Source: RefSeq, a predicted model, not a curated record
GCACGUGUUUCGCCGUGUGCCCCUGAGUUAAAGCAGGCUGUGUUUACGUGCGACUUGGCUGCCUUACAUCUGCUGUUUUUGCAUUUUUACAGUGCUUUUUUUUCGUGUACAAUUUCAAAACAUAUUAUAUUCACACGUAGUUUAUUUUGUCUAUAUUUCAGGGAAUAUACAACGCCACAUAGCGGAUCUCGUUAGUGUAUAUGGUGCAUUUUACGUUUUUGCUGAGUACUUCCCUUGCUGGCUGAUUAUCCGGAGAGCUUCGACGUUCAGGGCGCAGGCGGAGACAUGGCGACCGAAGUGGCAUCGUGGACUCUCCCUCCGCAGCAGGACGGAACUUUACCUUCAGAGGCUGUGGACGAGUCCUAUGGCGACAAUGAUGACCUGCUGGAUGAGGCAGAAGUGAAUGGAAACUGGACCCCGCAGGAGAAGGCGCUCCACGAGGCUCGACUGAAGGCCAAAGCCAGGAGGCGCCUACGGCGGACCUCCUCCCGAGAUUCCACCCGCGAGUCGCUGUCUGAAACGGGCGGGGACGCGGGGGUCGACCCCACCAGCCCCAAGGGCAGAGUCAGUACCAACGACCGCAAGUCCAGGAUGGGCAAGGGUCGGGGUCUGCCCAAGAAAGGUGGUGCUGGUGGUAAAGGCGUCUGGGGAGCUGCUGGGAUGGUCUAUGAAAUGGAAGAACCAGAUGCCAAAGAUCCCAACUAUGAUGAGUCCUCCCAGGGGGACACCGUAUACGCCACCGUGGUGCCCGAGCUGGACGAGCAGGAGCUGGAGAAGACCGUCUGCCCCAUCGUGCAGGAGUACUUUGAGCAUGGGGACACGCGCGAGGUCCAGAUGCUGUUGGAGGGACUUAAUCUGGGACAUAACAAGUAUGAGGUGUCCUCGCUGGCUGUGUCCCUGUCCCUAGAGGGCAAGGCAAGCCACCGGGAGCUGACGUCACGCCUGCUCUCCGACUUGGUGGGCAAGGUCCUGACGGAGGCUGAGAUGGGACGGGCCUUUGAUAAGAUGCUGAAGGACCUGCCGGACCUCAUCCUGGAUACACCUGAAGCUCCGCAGAUGCUGGGUCAGUUUAUCGCCAGGGCCAUCGCGGACCAUGCGCUCCCCAUGGACUUCCUGAGCUGCUACAAGGGCAAAGUGGACUGUGAUCACGCCAGGGCUGCCUUGGACCGGGCCGCGGUGCUUCUGUCCAUGAAGACAAAGAUGGUGCGACUGGACAACGUCUGGGGUGUCGGAGGCGGCCAGAGGCCUGUCAAGCACCUCAUCAAAGAGAUGAACCUUCUCCUGAAGGAGUACCUGGUCUCCGGCGAGGUCUCUGAGGCGGAGCGAUGCUUAGGACACCUUGAGGUGCCUCACUUCCACCACGAGCUCGUCUACGAGGCUGUCGUUAUGGUUCUGGAGUCCAACAGCGAGUCAGCCAUUCACAUGAUGGUGAAGCUCCUCAAGGCAUUCUGGGAAAGUGGACUUAUCACUCUGGACCAGAUGAAUAGGGGCUUCCAGCGGGUCUACGAUGAGCUGCCAGAGAUCAACCUGGAUGUGCCCCAUGCUCACAGCAUCAUGGAGAGCUUCGUGGACGUAUGCUACCAGGAAGCGGUCAUCACCAAACAGCUGAGGGACGCCUGUCCCUCCCGGGGGCGGAAGCGGUUUGUCAGUGAGGGUGACGGCGGCGUGAUCAAGCACUGAGGUUCCUGUGAGGUGCUGGAGUGUCGCGUGGCUGGGAUCUUCAGCGGGAACACUGCCUGCACGCCACCACUCUUUUUGUCUGUCGUUCCCUCUCCCCCCCUCCCCCGAGCGCUUUGGGGGUGCCGCACACGUCUCUCACCUGGCUUCUUGCUGACUUUGUCUGAGGUGCUCUCACAGGACACAGGGGUUGGGGAUGGGGGGCCGAUCAACCUGCUAGCUUCCUGGAUUUUCUCUUAUAAUGAUCCGCAUUGUUCACUACAGUAUAUGCAAAAUGUGAGACCCCGGCCUGCAGCUGACCUGGGAUCAGCCCUGUGACAGAUGAUGCCACUGUUAUUCCAGUAUGACCGGGGCCCCCCCAUAGCAUUAAUGUAUCUGAUGUGUGCCAACACUGCUGCUGUGGACCCGCCCAUGCAGCUGAGGGCCAGCAAGCCCUGAUGGUCACGGUUAUGCCCCCCCUUGCUCCCGGGGUCACACUCUCUUCUCAGGAAGCCAGUGAUCCCACUCAAAAAAGAACAAAUGGCACCAUUUUAGUCGGUGAUCUAAAUGGUCAGUAAUGCUGUCAGAGCACCAAAUGAAAUGGCACCAAGCGCAUUUAUCCCAUUUGGGUUCUUUGGUUAUGUUCAGCUGUUUUUUCCGGUUCAUUUCCCUGUUUCACGUUUGAUCUCAUGUGUUCAGCUAUCGACCGAAGCCUUGCGGAAUCCCUUCUGCGGCGUUGCUGUCUUGUUCCAGCAGCCCUCGGCAUUUCUGCAGCAUUACAGGGUGGACGUUGUAAUACCUUCAAUAAAAGGUUGCAUCAGU